Messenger RNA from Heterobasidion irregulare TC 32-1, 1473 nucleotides. RefSeq lists its product as uncharacterized. NCBI's taxonomy places the organism in Eukaryota, Fungi, Basidiomycota, Agaricomycetes, Russulales, Bondarzewiaceae. The coding region runs from base 1 to 1473 and encodes 490 amino acids. Gene Ontology annotation, biological process: lactate metabolic process. Gene Ontology annotation, molecular function: L-lactate dehydrogenase (cytochrome) activity; heme binding. The transcript has 14 exons. The record is from RefSeq and is a predicted model, not a curated record.
AUGCCUUGGACGUUGGAGCAAGUUGCUGAGCACAACACACGCAGCUCAUGUUGGGUCAUUAUACAUCAUCGUGUCUACGAUGUGACUGAUUUUCUACUUGAACACCCAGGGGGCCAGAAAGUAAUCCUUCAGUAUGCAGGUCGUGACGCGACAGCAGCAUAUGAGCCCAUUCACCCUCCAGGUUCCCUCGAGAAGAACCUCCCAGCAGAAAAGCAUCUUGGCCAGCUGAGUCCGGAUGCUAUUGAAUACCUGGCUCAACAAGCUGUGGCCCCAAAGAAAACACUGGACGAACGAAGAGUAGAAGAUGCCCAGCGAAGAAAGCCUGCACUGCACCGAAUGCUUGGCCUCCGUGAUUUGGAAGACGUGGCUAGACAAGUCCUGUCAUAUAAAGCACUGUCGUAUUACUCGUCCGCCGCGGAUGAUGAAAUCACAUGCUACGAGAACGAGAGAGCCUUCAGUCGUUUCUUCUUCCAUCCCCGUGUCUUGCGAGUGGUAUCACGAUGUGACCCGUCAACCACCAUCCUUGGACACAGGUCAUCUAUCCCUGUGUUCGUGAGCGCAGCAGCCCUCGCAAAGCUCGGCCAUCCUUUAGGUGAAGCAAACAUAACUCGGGGCGCAUAUUCAACCGGAAUCAUCCAGAUGGUGUCCAGCAAUGCCUCCCUUUCGUCUGGUCAGAUAUCGGAAACACGUCCCUCUCCCGAACAGACUCUGUUCUUCCAGCUCUACAAACGCAAAGAUGAUAUUGUCGCCGAAGAACGUGUGAAAGAAGUAGAGAGGCAAGGAUACAAGGCGAUCUUUCUGACUGUAGAUGCUAUCGUGGCAGGACAUAGAGAGAGAGAUAUCAAGGCUCCAUUCCUUCUGCAAGAUAUGGAAAACGCAGAAGACAAGGCUGCGAGCGCUGUGAACGUCGAUCAGGGCGUCGAAGAGGACGUGGAGGAAGAUUUGGGCUUAGGGGGCACGGCAGGCGCGUUAUUGGCCAAACAGGAUAUCGACAUGACUUGGGAAAAGACCAUUCUUUGGCUUCGAACUAUCACGAAACUACCCAUAGUGCUGAAAGGCAUACAAUGUGUUGAUGAUGCUUUGUUAGCAGUGGAGGCUGGUGUCGAUGGUAUUCUCUUGUCAAAUCACGGAGGCCGGCAGCUGGAAUACGCCCUGCCUCCCAUCGAGGUCCUGUAUCGCUUGCGUCUGCAGCAUCCUGGAGUGUUUGAUGAACUGGAAGUGUACAUCGAUGGCGGUAUUCGACGAGGGACAGAUGUCCUGAAAGCACUUUGCCUUGGAGCUAAGGCUGUAGGAAUGGGCCGCCCUUUUCUCUACGCACAGAGUGCAUACGGAGAAGCAGGUGUUGUCAAAGCUGUACGAAUUCUUCAGCGAGAGAUCGUAGCAGGAAUGCGUAUGCUUGGAGCUACAAACGUCAAGGAACUUGUUCCAGCCAUGGUCGAGCGUGUAGAUUGGCAACCUGUUGCUAAAUUGUAG